UUUGUCCACUGUCUGUUCCCAUGGAAGAUGUUCAACAGAAACACAAGGAGACUCUGCGGGCACAAACUCAAACACUGAGAGUGAACACGAUCCUGAUGAGGGAGAAGGUGAAGGUUUUCCAGCUGGUUGAUCGAUACGCUGAGCUCACAGUCAUAUCUACUGUUCGAGAUCGGAGACUGGUGGAACAUGAGCUGCUGGCAAGAGGCAGAGACCACGAGGAGUGGAGAGUGAAACAUCUCCGCAGAGAGCUGGAGAAACUCCGGACAGAUCGGUUGUUCCAGAGCAGCUUUUCCCGGAGUAAAUUCAAAUCUGGGAGUUCAGCAGCAGUGGCCGGAGUCGCGGGGAUUGGGAAAACAACAAUGGUACAAAAGAUUGUCUAUGACUGGGCCAUUGGGAAAAUAUACCAACAAUUCCAGUUUGUCUUUAGUUUCAAAUUCCGGGAUUUAAACUCCAUUAACUGCAGAAUAAACCUGACAGAACUGAUUCUGGAUCAGUAUCCUUACUUUGGGAAUAUCCUGAGAGAGGUCUGGAAGAACCCAGAGGGAUUGCUGUUUAUAUUCGAUGGUUUGGAUGAAUUCAAACACAAAAUCGAUUUUGCUGACAGUCGGAGAGAUACAGAACCCAAGCACCAGUGCCCAGAUCCCGAGUGGUGGUGUGAAGUGUCUGACAUUGUGUACAGUUUAAUCCAGGGCAAGCUGCUCCCAGGGUGUUCAGUGCUGGUGACCACCCGUCCCACUGCGUUACAUUUAUUGGAAAAGGCAACGAUCAGUGUCUGGGCUGAAAUCCUGGGAUUUGUUGGUGAGGAACGGAAGGAGUAUUUCAUCAGGUAUUUUGAAGAUCAGACGGUGGCAGCAGCUGUUUUCAAACACGUGAAGGAGAACGAGAUCCUGUACACCAUGAGCUACAACCCCUCCUACUGCUGGAUCCUCGCUCUGGCACUGGGCCCCUUCUUCACACAAAGAGUCAGGGACCCGCAGCGAGUUCCCAAGACCAUCACCCAACUGUACUCCUACUAUAUUUACAACAUCCUGAAAAACCACGGCCGUGAGAUUGAGAACCCCCGUGAUAUGUUACUCAGUGUUGGUCAGAUGGCCUUCAGAGGAGUGUCCGAGAAGAAGAUUGUGUUUACAGAUGGAGAUUUAAUCAACUACAAUCUGCAGCCUUCCCAAUUCCUGUCCAGGUUCCUGAUGGAGCUUUUGGAGAGAGAGGAUUCUGCCCGGUGUGUGGUGUACACAUUCCCACACCUCACCAUCCAAGAGUUUGUAGCUGCAGUCGCACAAUUCCUGAAUCCACAUCCCGGGGAUAUCCUGAAAUUCCUCACUGAGGCCCACAGCACGACAGAUUGGCGAUUUGAGGUAUUUCUCCGCUUUGUUGCUGGUCUCUCCUCCCCAAUUACAGCUCGUGGUCUGGAGGAGUUUCUGGGUCCAUUUCCUCAUCAAACAACCUGCCGGGUGAUUGACUGGGUGAAGGAGGAGGUUAAACGCCAAAGUGGAAACACAAGCGAGGCUGGUAAAAGGAGCCUCCUGAACACAUUGCACUACCUGUUUGAGUCUCAGAAUCGUGGACUGGCUCAGGUCGCACUGGGAUCUGUGGAAACACUUUCAUUCAGUGGAAUGACACUGACCCCGAUUGACUGCGCGGUCCUGUCUCAUGUCAUCGGACUCUGUGAUAGAAUAAAACACCUCGACCUGGAGAACUGCCACAUUCAGUGUGAAGGAAUCCAGCGGCUGGGACCCGGGCUGCACAAGUGCCAGGAGUUGAGACUUGGGGAGAAUGAACUGGGAGAUUCAGGAGUGAAACUGGUGUCUGCGGCUCUGAGGAACCUGGAGUGUAAAAUACAGACACUGGGUUUGGACAAAGUCGGUCUCACAGAUUCUGGUGCCGAGGAUCUCGUCUCCGCUCUCAGUUCAAACACAUCACUGACGGAGCUGAACCUGGGUUUUAAUAAACUGGGAGAUUCAGGAGUGAAAAUGGUUUCUGCGGCUCUGAGGAACCCGGAGUGUAAAAUACAGAAACUGUGGCUGAUCGGUGUCGGUCUCACAGAUUCUGGUGUCAAGGAUCUCGUCUCCGCUCUCAGUACAAACCCAUCACUGACGGAGCUGAGCCUGGGAUUAAACUCGCUGACAGACCGAUCUGUCCCCGCUCUCCGCCGCCUCAUACUGACCCUCCCGAGUCUGGAGCGGAUCCGGCUGGGGAACAAUCAGUUCAGUGAGACCGGGAUGAAGGAACUGAGAUCUCUGCAGGAACCCAGACCCGGACUGACAGUGACCGUUGGAACAUCUGAAUGUGAACAUCCCCGCCCGCAGGAUGGGGACAUUUUGGCCGAUUCCCUGCCCUCCCCUUUAACUCCCGCCCUUACCUUUAAUGGCCGCGAGCCGGCUUUAAUUCCCAACGUUUCUGACGGAGCUGACUCCCGUUCAGCGCUCUGUGACUUCGGAAGCGGUCCCCCAGUGAUGUAUUUCCGCCUGUUGUCCAACGGCGCAGCUUCCGCCGGAUGUGCGUGUUCGAGACUCCCCCACGUGAGAUCCCGGGGAAUUACACGGACAGAAAGAUCCCGGGGGCCGGGGCUCAGUCUGGGACACCGGUGUCCCGGGGUCGGAUUAUCCCGGGAGAGAAUCCUUUUGCUCCCUUUGCUGAGGACGGUGCAUUCGGCAGUCUGGCCGAUAUAAUGAUGUUAAAUUGACAAAUACCUCGGCAGUGACCCUGGAUCUGCAGCGAUCUCGGACACGGCCCUGAAGUGUGAUUUUAUAAUCAUCGGUUCCCCGAUGCAGAGUGACGGUGAGAAACGGGACUGAUUAUUCAACCGUUCACCGUUGUCGCCGGUCAGUUAAUUGUGUGUGACUGUGAGUGAGUCGGAAGCAGUUUAUUUAUUCCCGCACGUCAGCAGCUCACACAUUGUUUAAUUUACAUUUGUCAUGAUGAAAUCAAUAAACCGCUGUAACUUCCUGUCUUGGUGUCGGACUCGAGUCUCAUUAGAGGAGAAACAGUGACGUGGGGUUACUGCUGCCCCCCGCACCCGGUGUACUGCAAUAAUGGGUCUGAGCUCCUCACACUGGUACAGCAGCCUCUCAGCUCCAAGCUCAGGGAUGUCAGUAAAAUAGUGUCUG
This is a messenger RNA of Mobula hypostoma (lesser devil ray), 3107 nucleotides long. Its product is annotated as NACHT, LRR and PYD domains-containing protein 3-like. Gene Ontology annotation, cellular component: cytoplasm. The record is from RefSeq and is a predicted model, not a curated record. Gene Ontology annotation, molecular function: protein binding. Lineage: Eukaryota; Metazoa; Chordata; Chondrichthyes; Myliobatiformes; Myliobatidae.